Molecule: messenger RNA, 4722 nt
Organism: Pollicipes pollicipes
Lineage: Eukaryota; Metazoa; Arthropoda; Thecostraca; Pollicipedomorpha; Pollicipedidae
Product: vinculin-like
Biological process (GO): cell adhesion
Molecular function (GO): actin filament binding
Source: RefSeq, a predicted model, not a curated record
UGGGGGCGCGUGCUGGGAGGUGGACGCGUGCGACGCGCGGGGGCACGCUGGACGCUGACGAGGGGCGUGCUGCUUGCGUAUUGUAUUGCAGUGCCCUUGGGCAAGUUCGAGGGGCUCGGGAGUCGCCGGCUCUCAAACUGAAUAAGCAAAAAUGCCGGUGUUUCAUACGAAAACCAUCGAAAGCAUAUUGGAACCAGUAGCCCAUCAGGUCUCGCGGCUGGUGAUCCUGCACGAGGAGGCCGAGGAUGGCAACGCCAUGCCCGACCUGCAGCGGCCCGUUCAGGCCGUCUCCAGGGCUGUCAGCAACCUGGUCAAGGUGGGCCGCGAGACCAUCAACUCCAGCGAUGACCAGAUACUGCGCCAGGACAUGCCGGCCUCGCUGGUGCGCGUGGAGCAGGCGAGCCGCCUGCUGGAGGACGCCUCGUCCAUGCUCAAGAUGGACCCGUACUCGCAACCGGCCAGGGGGAAGCUGAUCGACGGCUCGCGCGGCAUCCUGCAGGGCACAUCGUCGCUGCUGCUCUGCUUUGACGAGUCGGAGGUGCGCAAGAUCAUCGUCGAGUGCAAGCGCGUGCUGGACUACCUGGCCGUGGCCGAGGUCAUCGAGGGCAUGGAGGACCUGGUGCAGUUCGUCAAGGACCUCAGCCCCUGCCUCACCAAGGUCUCGAGGGACGUGGACGCACGGGAGAAGGAGCUGACCCACCAGGUGCACCGAGAGAUGCUAGUGCGCUGUCUGGAGCAGGUCAAGACGCUGGCCCCCAUCCUCAUCUGCUCCAUGAAGAUCUACAUUCAGAUUACCGGCCAGCCGUCUAGUAAGGGCGCCGAGGAGGCCGCCGAGAACCGCAACUACCUGGUGGGCCGGAUGAGUGACGAGGUGCACGAGAUCAUCCGCGUGCUGCAGCUGACCACCUACGACGAGGAUGAGUGGGACGCCGACGCGCUGACCGUUAUGAAGAAGGCCGAAAGUGCCAUCGCCUCCAAACUGCAGCCGGCCAACGACUGGCUUCAGGACCCGUUGGCGGUGCGCGGUGGCGUCGGCGAGAAGUCGCUUCGCGCCAUCGUGGACCUCUCGGGCCGGGUGGCCGAGCGCGCGCUGCCGCAGGACCGGAACGCCAUCAACAAGCUGGCCGGAGACGUCAGCUCCAUGACGGACGCGCUCUGUGAGCUCCGCCAGAGUGGUCAGGGCACCAGCCCCCAGGCGCAGGGUCUGGCGCGCAGCCUGCAGGGCCAGCUGGCCGACCUGCACGGCCUGGUGCGCGGCGCCGUGGCCAACGUGGAGCGCUCGGGCGUGCAACAGCCGGCGCACACGCUGGCCGGCCGGCUGGAGCAGGCGCGCCGCUGGCUGCAGGCGCCCGACGGCCCGGAGCGCGCGCUCGGACAGAAGGCCAUCCAGCUGGUGGUGGACGAGGGCCGCCGCGCCGCCGAGAACCUCAGCGGCCAGCCACGCCAGGAGGUGCUCCAGCUCUGCGACGAGGUGGACGGCCUCUCCCGCCAGCUGGCCGAUCUGGUGCGCCGCGGCGAGGGCAACUCGCCGCAGGCGCACGCCAUCGCCAAACAGCUCUCGGCCAAACUGCAGCAGCUGAAGGACAAGAUCCAGAACGCGCUAGUGGGCCGCGUAGUGGAGGACUUUGUCGACAUCGUCACUCCGCUGAAGCAGUUCACCGAGGCGACGCUGGCGCCCGAGGGCACCCCGGGCCGGGAGCAGAACUUCGGUGACAAGGCCGACAAGCUGCAGCGGUUCAGCACGCAGGCGGCGCGCACCGGCCGCAUGGUGGCCUCGGCCGGCGCCGCCGGCAACAAGAAGCUCUCGGAGGCGCUGCAGGCCUCGGCCAACGAGGUGGAGAGCCUGUGUCCGCAGCUGGUGAACGCCGGCAGUAUCCGACUGCAGCACCCAGACAACAAGGCCGCCGACGAGCACUUCGAGAACCUGCGCAAACAGUACGCCGACUCCAUCAGUCGCGUGCGCGACCUCAGCGACGAGGCCAUCGACGCGGCCAAGUUUAUACGGCAGUCGGAGGAGCUGAUGAAGAAACACACCGGUCUGUGCGAGGAAGGCAUCAAGCACCGGCAGCCGCAAGAGGUGGUCGGCAACACCUCCGCCAUAGCCAGACUGGCCAACCGGGUGCUGAUGGUGGCCCAGAAGGAGGCCGACAAUUCGGAGGAUCCGCGCUUCCGCACCGAAAUUCAGGCGGCAGUCGACCGUCUGCAGAAAAGCGUGACUCCGAUGGUGCAGAACGCCAAGACGGUGGCGGUAAACCCGGCUGACCAGGGUGCUGUCAGCCGCUGGAGGAACUCCAACAACGAGCUGCUGGAUGCCGUGGGUCAGGUGCGGAAGGCCGUGGGUCCGGACAUCGACCUCAUCCCCGGCAUGUCCCAGAUGGAGCUGAACGAUGCCAUAGACCGGGAUAAGAAGGGCCGCGAGGAGGAGCUGGGCGCCCUGUUGGCCGGCCUGGAGAAGGUGUCCCGCGCGCCCGAGCUGGGCUCGGCGCCGCGGCUCGCAGAGUCGGCGCCGCCGCGUCCGCCGCUGCCGGCCGGCGGGCAGCCGCCGCCCCGGCCGCCGCCGCCGCCAGAGACUGAUGACGAGGAGGACAGCCACGUGUUCCGGCACGCGCCGCCCGCCAACCAGCCCAUCAUGCAGGCUGCCCACGGCCUCCACCAGGAGGUGGCCCAGUGGAGCAGCCGGGACAACGACAUCAUCGCGGCCGCCAAGCGCAUGGCCCAGCUGAUGGCCAAGCUCAGUCAGCUGGUGCGCGGCGAGGGCGGCGGCAACAAGCGCGAGCUGAUCGCCUGCGCCAAGGCCAUCGCCGAGGCUUCCGAGGAGGUCACGCGGCUCGCCAAGGAGCUGGCGCAGGAGUGCACCGACAAGCGCAUGCGCACGCAACUGCUGCAGGUGUGCGAGAGGAUCCCUACCAUUGGAACACAGCUGAAGAUCCUCUCCACGGUCAAGGCCACCAUGCUGGGCGCCCAGGGUGCAGAUCAGCUGGACAGGCGGGCCGACGGCAUUGUGACGAGCGGCACCGAGGAGGACCAAGAGGCUACCGACAUGCUGGUGGGCAACGCCCAGAACCUGUUGCAGUCAGUCAAGGAGACAGUGCGCGCCGCCGAGGCGGCCAGCAUCAAGAUGCGCACAGACGCUGGCAUCCGGCUGCGCUGGGUCCGCAAGUCGCCCUGGUACCAGUAGCCGUCCAUAACCCCCGCUGCACCGUACAAACGGGCCGUGGCGUCGGCAGCAGCCCGCCCGGUCGCCGCUCGUGUGCAAUUGUGGCUCGCCAGGCGCGACCGAACCGGCGUGUGACAUCCGGCCGUCGUCCUGGCCGGGGCCGUCGCCGUCCGGCGCGUUCUUCACCACAGGGUUUUAAGCUAUUCAGCAUGAGAAGCAACUAACCUGGGCAGGAUUGUUGGAUCUGUGUAGGUUUCAGGUUCCCCGUAGUUUUUACGACGCUUUGUUUAGUCUUUACGCUGUGGCUGAUAGGUACGAUCUGUUGCGAGCUGCUAGUGGGUCGACGGUCCGGUUCGGCGGUGUACAACUAAAAUGCGUCUACACUGCCAUGGUCGCAAAGCGCUCGCAAUGCAUACUGCCUGAACUAGCCUACCUCGCCGGCCGUAUGGCGAAGUCGUCGCGUCACGCCCGUGACGUCGUCACAGCUUUCCGGUGCAUGCUGAUGUUUACAAGUGCCAACCGAAGACGCUUAACAGUGGCCGAUGCGGCUGAUUUUGGUCGUUUGUUUAAUGAAUGUGCGAACGCUGAGGAUGCGCACGCGGAGGAUAACAAUUGUUUACUGCAUGUGUUAGGAUUUAAGAAACUAAUGUCUGCUGCGUUGUCUAGCUGGAUAAACAGUGUAUGUGACUCAUCGAUGGUAUUGCGUGUCCGACGCACGCACAGCGAUUUUUAACAACCAAAUGCAGCUUGAGAACGGGCAGCCAAUGUCGAAUGCAGCUUGAGAAACGGGCAGCGAACGUUUUUAGGUAGACUACGUCGACACGAUGCGGUGGCCGAGCCAGCGCUUACGCGUUAUUAAUGGUGUGUGCACGUGUUACCUGCUUCGGUUGAAAAUUUGCGGUUUAGAAUUUCGAUGGGUGCGAGCACCUCGGUCUUGAAAUAGACCUACGCCGUUUAAGCGGACGCCUGGGCGCAGGACUGACCGCGGCCUCGGUCGUACUUUACUGACGCCCGUUUCUGAGCACAGUCGUGUUCUCGCCAGUUGUUGUUUGGAGCAUCAGUUUCCUACCGCAGCUCGGCGAACCACUAACAAACGUCACCACCGGGGCGCGUGUCGCCCACCGCCGGUGUCGCGUACCCGGCACGCGAGGCUGGAUGGUACAAAAGGUCAUCACACGUGGACAGGAUGGGGGGGGGGGGCGAGCCUGUGCCCCUAGCCUGACAGUUUAAAGGGCAGAGCCCUGGCUGCAGUCAAUCUGUGCAGCAGCCGGUGCGGUCGGCGCCGCCAAGCGCGUGCUGUUAGGCAGGGACAGGGCGGCACGACAGCGGCAGCGACAGCGCAGGGGACCGGCUGUCACCCUCCACUGCCGCGCGUCGCUGCGCCGCCGGCAGCGCAGCGGCGCACGGCUCUGGCCCCUGCUGGGGCCACGCCGCAGGUGCCUGAGGUCGGUUCACCGCGAUCGAUCGGACGCCCCGCCCCGCUCGGUCAGCCGGCUGUCGUCGAUGACGUGCCUCCGUUUUGUCGCUAUGGGAUUGCUAAAACCUCUGUGAAAUAAACUUGCUAA